AUCACUAGUCGUCUGUUGAAUACUGAAACUGAAAUGAAAAUAUAUUCUAUAAUUUAAGUUGUGCAUAAUUUCCUGCAAAAAAAUUAUCCAAUUAAAAACUAAACAACUCUUCUUUUGUUAGAGAAAUAUUUUUUCACAAUGAGUUAUUUGAGUCGUGGUGGGUUAACAAGGCGGUCAGAUGACACGAUGGACGAUGAUACCGAUGAUAAAGAUGAUACUAAAAGAAAAUCACGAAACUUGAGUGAGAAAAAACGUAGGGACCAAUUCAAUAUGCUUAUCAACGAGUUGAGCUCAAUGGUAUCAACCAACAGCCGCAAGAUGGAUAAAUCCACUGUAUUGAAAUCAACAAUUGCUUUUCUGAAAAAUCAUAACGAAAUUGCUGUAAGAUCAAGUGUAAACGAAAUUCAAGAGGAGUGGAAGCCUUCAUUCCUAUCCAAUGAAGAAUUCGCACACUUAAUAUUAGAGGCUCUUGACGGCUUUAUCAUGGUAUUCUCUUCUUCGGGACGAAUAUUGUAUGCAUCAGAAAGUAUAACGUCGCUUCUUGGACACUUACCAAAUGACCUUCUUAAUACGACAAUUUAUGACAUUAUAUUUGAUUAUGAUCAUUCAGAACUGUAUAACAUUCUUCUGAAUCCAACAACCAACGUGCAGUAUGACCAGACCAAAGAUAACCAAAUCUCCUUUAUUUGUCAUUGUAAGCGAGGUAAUAUUGAUUUCAAAGAAGAAGCCAUCUACGAAUUGGUCCAGUUUGUUGGAUAUUUCAGAGCUGACUUGGAUUCAUUACAGAUUGACAACCGUAGCUCUUCCAAUUGUUACUCAGGGUUCUCUGGUGAAUCAGAUACAAGAUUGGUGUUUGUGGGAACUGGUCGCCUGCAGACCCCUCAGCUCAUCAGGGAGAUGUCACUUGUCGAUUCAACUAAAAGCGAGUUCACGUCUCGACACAGUCUUGAAUGGAAGUUCUUAUUCUUAGAUCAUAGGGCACCUCCAAUUAUUGGUUACUUACCUUUCGAGGUGUUGGGCACUUCAGGAUAUGACUACUACCAUGUUGACGAUCUAGAUCGAGUUGUUUCAUGUCAUGAAGCUUUGAUGCAAAAAGGAGAGGGAACUUCCUGUUAUUAUAGGUUUCUGACGAAAGGACAACAAUGGAUUUGGUUACAAACAAGAUUUUAUAUCACUUAUCACCAAUGGAAUUCAAAACCAGAAUUCAUUGUUUGUACUCAUAGAGUUGUAAGCUACAUCAACGUUUUAAAGCAGAUGAGGAAGAAUGCUGAUAUGCCUGACUCUGAGAACAGUCGAGACACUGAUCUAUCUCUUGAAUCUUCUGAUCAGUACUCCAAUGAUUGGUCUUCUAAGUCAAUACUGAACAAAACGCACGGCGGAAGUAGAUACUCGAAAAGAAGUAGCAGCAGACACGGCCAAAGAUCGCAUCAGGGAUCCGACUCAAACCAGAUGAGCGCUGACUCACCAGCUUCCAGGCAACGGAGGACGCCUCAAAAAACGAGAACCAGUCGUGCGACAACUGGGCAAACCAUGCUGGUGCAGUCUGAACCACAGCAGCCGCCGCCUGCGGAGCUGGUGACCGGGUUUGCGGAGCCGCAGACUCAACCGCAGCUGCAGCCGCAAGCGUAUCCAGUGUCAGCCGCAGCCAUCCCCGUGCAGCCAGUACUGGCGGCCAGUUUUCCGGCACCUGCGGCUAUGCUCACCUCUAUACACCUGCAUCCAACACCUGCUGUCGAGACAUCGGACACAUCGCAGCCGCUGGUGAUGACUUCGGCACAGAUGCAGCUGCAAGACGAGCUGCAACGCAAACACGAGCAGCUGCAACAGCACAUAAUGCAACAGCAGGACGAGCUGCGACGAGUGAGCGAGCAGCUGUUGAUGGCUCGCUACGGACUCUUUCCGCAGAUUGUCACCGUGCCCUAUCCUGCUAGUGUGCAUGCGCCCUCAAAUCAGCAGUUUAUCGGCACGCCGGUGGCUCCACCCCCUCCGCCACCGCCAACCUCUACCGCUGCUGAGGUAGUUGAUUCGGCGAUGCCUCUCCAUUUUGGCCAACAGCCAAGUCAGAUGAUGUUCUCUGCUGAUCUUAACUCUCCCAACUCCACUCAGCACAGUCAGUGACUGUAUCGUCGAGACAAAUGGUAGGAGUUGAUAUGAAAGUUUCUGCUAGUCAAGAAUGAUGCCAUUCGAUGCUGGAAUGUAAGUGAAGCCAUACCUUUGGGACCACAAUAUACUUAUUUUAUGUUAGAAAGUCUAGAUAAUUUAAGUUAGAUGUACGAAUAGUCUUUUAGUUUGACAAAGAACAAAGAACUUUCAGUUUGGCCCUUUUGAACAAAGUUAUGCAUUUAAAUAAUAACUAAUUAUAAAUAUAUGUUUUAAGCUGAAACUUAUCUAGUUGAUGAGCUACCACGCUAAAAUCGUUCAUUCUCCUAAUUUUCAAAUAAAUUGGUUGUUUUAUUACAAAGCAUAAAAUUCCAUUUUGUUUUCAAACUAUUUUUCUGAAAGCUUAGAUAAUAUCGUUUCGUUUAAUCGAUGUAAAUGUUAAACGAUUAUGUAGGUUAUAGUAUUAAGUGGCCUACUAAAUUUGUGUGUCAAAUUUCAAAGAGAAGCCAAAUCUGAAUGAUAUAUUUUGGAUUACUUAUUGCUACAGUUAUUUGAGUUUGAUAUUUUAUUGACCUCACCUUAGUGUUGUGAUAUUUGAAAUGAAGUUAAAAUACUCGUUAUUAGGCGGAGUUAAUACUUUAAUGUAAAUAAUCAUUGUGCGAUUGGACCUUGUUUAUUCCAUUAUCGUGUAUUGUUUAUCAACGUCACUAUGUUCUAAAAAAAUCAAAACAGGAAUAAUUGUGUGUACGUAAGUGUUGGUGGUUCUAAAAAUUGACCAAUAGUUUUUGAAAAUUACGGGCUAAUAAUCUGAUUGGAAGAUCAUAUUAUUCACAUUGGAAAUGAUACGAUUACAAUCGUAAGAUGAUCGCUUAUACAAGAGUAUUUUCCUUGUUCUAGUUCUAUUAAUUUUAUACCCAUUUAAAAUCAGUCUUUUGUUCUCUCUUGAAAAUGUGCAAGAAUUUAUUAUGUACUGAGAUUCAUCUGUGCGUAAAUUCUUCUUAUUUCGGCCUAUCUUAAGCUAGGUUUAGACUAUGUAGCAGAGCUACAUAUAGCUCUGAUUCUCUUUUAUGUUUACCGAAAAUUUUGGAUAGCUCAUUUUCUGCUAUAUAGCUGAGAAAAUAGGCUUAAAACUGCUAUAUAGCAGAUUUCCAGUGUCACUUUUUGAACAUGUAGUAGAGCUAUAUAGCUGAGCUACAAGUAGCUCUGCUACAUAGUGUAAACCUUGCUUAAGAGCAUGCUAAGAUAUCAGUAGGCUACUUUGAUUUGAGUUGCUACUUCUAAAUCUGUCUUUAAUAUUUUACAAAUUGAUGUGAAAUUAGUUUCUAUUUUUAAGGAAUGUCUUUCUAUUAUGCUUGUAUUAUACUAUGAUCAUUGUAUUGCAGUUGAAUAUUCAAUUUGUAAACAAUAUUAUUAUGACGAGCGCUGAUUUUUUUCAAGUGAAUUGUAGUUUGAACAUUUUCUCUGGUUAAUGUUAAUAACAUGAAUAGUUCUUUAAUAUUAUCCAGUGUUUAUGUACUAUGCUGCAGUAAGCUUCAAAUAAACAGGCUUCAAGCAAAUCUUACUAUUAUUUAUUAUCAAGUCUCCCUCUUCCUUAUUGAUUAUUUGCAACUUUCUCAUUAUUAUUACCUGCUGCAUAUUUGACUCUAAGGCUGGGGUUGGACCAAACCAGCGAAUGCUUGUUCUUCUUUCUUUAUUGAUUCAUACAAUAAGUACAUAAUCAAAAUUGAAAAAAAUAAGAUAACCUUGUGCUAUUCCUCUCCCAAAUUUAGAUAAGGUUACACAUAGUCCGAAAUGUAUGUAUAGUUCUGAACAAAGAUCAUAAAAAUCCGGAUAAAACCUGUUUAAAAGCUCUAAAGCCAUUAGAACUAACAUAGGAUUCACACACUUGGAGACAUAAUUUAUCAUGCUUCUCAUAUAUAUCGGUUUGUCUCUAUGUGUUUUAUCCUCCAGAAUUUGUGCUCUAGCUCUAUGCUCCUUCGGUUCAGCUCCAGCCUUACACUGACAUUCUAUAUAAAGUACCAUACAUUGGUUUUACCGUAUCAUUCAAGUACUAUUCACUAUUUUCCUCUAUGGAUGUACCGUACCAUUUUUCAAUUGAUAAAAAAUAUAUUAUCAUCAUUAUUGUGUUAAUCUGGUUUUUGAUUAUCUGAAUUCACAUACAUCAUUGUUCUAAAAUAUUUAUUUUUAGCUGCUAUCACUUGAUUAUAACUGUGGGAAUUAAGAUACACCUUCCUUACAAUAUUCAAAUUCUCUCCCUAAAAAUUAUAGGGUGGUCUUAUAUAAGAUUUUCAAAGUAAUCGGAUUGAAAUGAAACCCUAUUCCAAUUUUCUCACAUUCCAUUUCGAAAAAUGAGGUUUUGACUGAAUUCUCUUCAGUCUCAAAAUUUCCUAGCAUACAAAAAAUAUGUAGAUCUUCAAUGUUUAUUUACUUAUACAUUGAUACAUAGGUUACAACAUCCUUCUCAACUAUGAAUGAUUGGGAAAGGAACAACAGGCUUGAAGCCCAAAACUGUUCCUCUCCCAAAUUUAGAUAGAAAUUGUCCAAAAAUAGGUUAUGUUUACACUUCACGAUUUUUGUCCAAUUUUGUGUCCAAAAAGUUUAUAAACUAUAAAUAUGUUGCCUAUAUUUGGAAAACUUUCAGUAUCAUAAUCCAAAAUUUUAGAAUUUAGGAAUAAUCAAGUACAUUUGUUGUUUCGCGGUAUUCUGUACUCUGUUCGUUUUUCUGCAGAGAAAAGUAGAAAAGAUAAAUCUACAAAAUUUAUGAAGAAUCGAGUUGGCAACUCGUUGCAUAGUUUUGUAAAAUAUUCCACUUUAUUGACAUUGCAUGUCAUUGUCAAAAAACUAUGAUUUUUCUAAAAUUAAACUGCACAGGGUAUAAAUUGGAUUGAACGUCUUUGUUGAAGAACAAUAACUUUUUUCUAAAAGCUAUUAGCAACACAGGGUAUAAAUUGUGUAUUUCGCUUAAUGUAUACUAAUAAUUAUUGUUGUAUUAUAUAUUAUAUAUAUUUAUAUCCAUGUUGUGAAUUGUAUAAUAUUUAUAUAACUAAUCAUACUGUAUUUAUAUAAAUAAUUGAAAUUACCUACCUUAUGAUAAUAUAUUUUAUACAAGAUGUACACCUGGAAGUGAGGAAUACCUGUGAGGUAUUAUUAUUCUUUGUAAUGUACUCUUUGUAAUGAUAUAUUUUCCAAGUAUAUUAUAUGCAUAAUCCAAUAUCCAAGUAGUAUAAUAUAUAGCUGUACAGUAUGUCUAAAGUGUAGUAGAAUAUACUUUGAAGAUCAGUAUUUCUAUAGUUUGAUAUUGUAAAAUGUGAAAAGUGUGAUUUAUCUCAAGAUAACGGUGUUCUAUGGAAAAAUUAUGUGUCUUUAUAUUAUUAUGAAUGUGAUUUUAUAUGUUACUGUAUAUUUCAUAAGAAUAUGUUUAUCACUAGUGCUCAUAUUUGAAUUGAAUAUCAUUACCAUUUUAGUGUAUUUUAGGAAUCCUCUAAUCAUUUUAGAUGUUGUUCGUAUAUAGUAAGCUUUACUGAAGUUAUUUUUUAUACCAUUAGAAUUCAGUUACCAAAAUGUGAACCGUCAAAAAUGGGUACUUGUAGUCAAUUCUUCAAAAAUUUUACUCCUAUCAAUUAACUGGUCUAUCGUCCGUGAAUAAACAUAUAAUAAAAUUAUUAUAGCUUUUUUUAAGAUGAAUAUGAAAUACUAAAUUAUUAUCUUUAUUGAACAAUGUUGGAGAACUGAAAAUGUCAUUUUGCAAAGUAAUUUUCUACGGCUAGGUCAUUGUUCAUUUUUAAAAGUCCUUUAUUUCCUUGUGUCAUUUUUUAAAUAAUUCAUGCUCCACUGUGAAAAAUCCCUGGCCGUUUGUACUGUAUCGAUUUAUCUUUUAAAAUUUGUAAUAUAAUUUUUGAAUUCUAUUUUAUUUUUAUACGCGUUAUAGCCUUUAUUUGUUUUGCAUUGUAGUAGUUAUUAGAAUAAACUGCACAUGCGCAGUGAUAGCAGAUAAAAUCCUAAAAUUUAUCAAUAUUAGUACAAAUUGUCAUGUUCCAAACUAUAUCAAAUACCAAAACUUUCAAUUAUAAA
Nilaparvata lugens (brown planthopper) is the source of this 6171-nucleotide messenger RNA. It is a transcript of the gene Clk, whose product is annotated as circadian locomoter output cycles protein kaput. Bases 139 to 2118 code for a protein of 659 amino acids. The record is from RefSeq and is a predicted model, not a curated record. Gene Ontology annotation, cellular component: cytoplasm; nucleus; CLOCK-BMAL transcription complex. Gene Ontology annotation, molecular function: protein dimerization activity; DNA-binding transcription factor activity, RNA polymerase II-specific; RNA polymerase II cis-regulatory region sequence-specific DNA binding. NCBI's taxonomy places the organism in Eukaryota, Metazoa, Arthropoda, Insecta, Hemiptera, Delphacidae. Gene Ontology annotation, biological process: circadian regulation of gene expression; regulation of transcription by RNA polymerase II. The transcript has 17 exons.